AAGGGUAACAUGACCGACAUAAUAAUCAACAAAUCAAAAUUAAUUUACGACUUGUCAGAACAAGAACAAAAUCAGGGGGAUGAACGACGACGUGUUCGAAGAUUUAUACUCUAGUUUGUUUUCCACUUAGCUUCUAAUCCUUCGGAACCCUAUCAAUUUCCAAAAUCUCCUCAUUUUAAUCCAAAUCUACAAAAACAUUAAACCUGAUAAUCAUGGAUGAAGACCGCAUUCUGGAAAGGGAAAUGUUUCAAAUUGCUCAAAUUAGAGAACUUGAAAAUGAGGAAUUGGAGGUAGAAGAAGUUGAUGGUUUACCAGAUUCUGAUGAUGAACCCAUGUUCCCGGCGUUCGACGGUUUUACUCUAGUUGUGCCUCUCUUGCUGUACAUCUUACUGUUUAAGCAGUUCAAAACAUGUGCCAUUGUUGAAUCUUCUUGCUUAAUUCAGUUCAUUUGACCUUUGGCGCAGCCUUGUAUACCUCUGAUAAGUGUUGGCAUAUGUCCACUUUGAGUUUGCUUUGUGAUGCACCAAAAUAAACCAGGGUGUUCCUUGCUGGUCUUGUGUCCGCGUGGUAAAACAUUGGAUCUUGUGAAAUCUUCCAAAUAAAGAAUCUUAUAGUUGGGAAUUUGAUUGGUACCUAACUUGUUAAUGGUAUCACAAUUCUGCCAAAAGGGUCUAAAAUUUGCUUUUUUCCUGUUCACCAUUUGCAAAUAGUAAAUUAGCUGAAAUUAUUUUGGUUGGUAAUUGCAAACAUAAAGGCACUAUUUCUCCACGGGUUUUGCACUAUUUCUGUGGACCUGCAACUAUAGUUGUUUUUGCUUGAAGGUCUGUAUAGAGGUUCGCAAUAGGGUCAAAAUUGAACCGACCUGAAUAUUACUCAAGUACAAGUCUGAAACUUAGUUUAACUACAUACAAAUUAGACAAGAAAAUGACCCGGCGUGAUACACGGGACCGAGUCUUGGAUCCGAUGGCUUGAAUCAACACCUUUAGGUCUAUACACUAUACGUUCCUUCUGGUAUAUGCCCUCCCUCUUUCCUUGUUGUGAAAUGAACUUUGUACCACUUAAUAUUGGUUGUAAAAGUUUCUAUGAAAUUAGACCUAAUCUUAAUCUAUCCCGUUCUUUGUAGCACUUCGUUUAUAUAUGUCUCAAUUUGGUACUUUGAUGCUUUAGACAUGUAGCAUGUUUAUUUUUUGAUUUGUAGUUGUGGAGGAAAAAAACAACCAUAUUAGGAUUUGGGUUUUGAAGUAAUGGUGUUAAGAAAUGUUCGUAAUAGCCAGGUCAUUCAUUUCUCUUUAGCAUAAAAUCGUAGGAGGUUAAUUGUAUUGUAGAUUUACAGUCCAUUGUAUAGUCGUCUCUUUUGUAUGCUUUUGAUGGUGUAUCAUAAAUUUACUGUGAUUGAAAAGGAAUUUAUUCUGAUUUAUAGUUGUGGAGGAGAAAAAAGAUCAUACUACAAUUUGGUUUGUUGACUGAGAGCAUUCUGCUUGAAUUUUAAAAUAUUGGUGUCUAAGGAAUGUCCUUAAUACCCAGGUUAGUCAUUCUCAUCAGCAUCAGAUCAUUAGAACUAGACAUAAUCAAUUCAGAGAAACCCUGCUGGAGUGUUGACAUUACUUGAUUGUAGAAUUUUAAUAUGACAGGUGGAUUCUCUUACAGUCUUACUUGUCUCUUGGUUAGGUUCAAUGGUGGCAAUGGGGUUUUUUUGACUGGUCUAUUCUAUGUUCAACAGUUUAUAAUCAUCUCUUUCCAACUGUAUUGUUCUAAUCAUUAUGAUGCUACUUUCAUCUAAGUUAUCAUUCGGGAGGGUGUUGAUGACCUUGGAACCCUUUAAGGAGGAUUUGUUCCAUCUGGAAUUUGGAUCACAAUCAUGCCGUUCUUGGGGAUUUUAUAAUUUUGACUUCAUCUCUCUUGGUCGUGUUUAUAUGAGGGUGUGGAGGGUUGAUCCUUCUGGUGCUAUGUCUUGCAAUUGCUUUAAUAAACCUGUCAUACCUGCUGAUAGGGCAAAGGCAAUCAAGGUGUAUCAGAGACAUAACAAAAAGAAUGCUGAGGUGGCAGACUCACAUGAGCAAGCAAUUGAGUAACAGAAUUCUGGUAUUAGGAGUGAAAGGAAUAUUCUAGAAAAGGCAUCUUUAUAUAACCAAUCAUUUAGCAGCUAGUGACUAUAAGGCUAGUGUAUGCUAUAAAUACUAUGAUGUAAUAAUUGAUUGGUAUUACGAAAACCUUCCUUCCUCCUUCUAUUCUGUCUUUACUCUUUUCUGUACCUCUUCUCCCUCUUAAAUUCUUCUCUUCUUUCUUCUAAUAUCUCAUUCUUUUUCCUGUUCUAAGGGCGGGGUUCAUCACAAAACCCCCUAAAAGGUCCACGUCCAAAUGCGUCUCCUAUGUGUAAUGUGAUUUGGGGAUUGGAAAAUAUUGGCUCAACUGUGCUCUUACAUGAUAGAGUUGAUUCAUGUUGUCUUUUGACUUGUGAGACAGAUUUGUUUAAGCUUAAUGGGAGGAGUUUGGGUGUUUUAAAAUCUGCUUCAGGUCUAUGUAUUCUAUCAUGGAAAAAAGAAGACCCUUUAAAGUGGUCCUGUUUUGGGUGCUUGGGACCUAUUUCUUUGAGCUGGUGGUGGGGUGCAACUUCUGGAUAGAGUGUUCUAGGCAUUAUUGUGGUCCCAUGCAUGAGUUUUUUUGCAUACUGCCACAGUCAAAUCCCUCUGCACCUCAUAAAGUAAUAUAAUUUAAAGCCUAAAGGUUAUUCUUUGUAAUUUUGUCAUCAGACCCAGUGUCCCUAAGAAACGACCCAGGGUAUUUCAAGAGAGAAAACAGACUCUGCUCCGAGGAACUUAGAUCUGAAAACUCGAAAGAAAGAGAAAUUAUAGACACCACCUUUUGGUUUUAUGAAGGUCAAAUGAGAAACAAAUGCUGAGUGAAUUCACAUUUGACACCUGUCUGGCAUCACUGCAUACCUAUUUGGGUGCGGUUGAAGAUACUCAUCACAGUCACAGGGCAGCAAUUGUUGAUAAAGGCGCCAUUUUGACACUCCCUCUUUUCUAUCUUGAAGGCGUGGUACUGUUUCCGGAAGCAACUCUUCCUUUGAGAAUCAUACAACCAAAUUUAAUAGUUUCUGUUGAAAGAGCAAUGGGUCAGAUUGAUUCCCCUUAUACAAUAGGUGUGGUUCGUGUCUACUGGGAUUUUGAGACUAGAAGGCUAAGAUUUGCAUCUGUUGGGACCACAGCUGAGAUUCGACAAUUUCGUCGUUUAGAGGAUGGAUCGGUCAAUGUGGUUACCCGUGGAAGGCAGCGGUUCCAUGUUAGACGGCAUUGGAUUGAUGCUGAUGGAGCUCCAUAUGGAGAGAUUGAAGUUAUUGAAGAAGAUUUGCCUUUGAGGACUCCACGUGAUGCAUUUGGAACCUUACCUCCAUUAAGUAAUCUUUGUUGCCGGGGCUUUUCUGACUCUACAAAAUCACAUCAGGCAAAGAGCCGUGGAGAUGUUGAAAACAAUGAUUCUGAUGCCGAGUCGGAUGAAAGUUUCCUGACGGAGCUUUCAUUAUCAGAGAUGAGAUUGCAUCAAUCUGUUAUUGAGUCCUGCUGUGACUAUGAUAUGAUUGAUGAGUUCACAAGUAGUGAUGAUGAGAAGUAUGUUUGUGAUUCGGAGCAUCAUUCAAGAAUAUCUCAAUCAAGUGACGGCUCAUCUGCAUCGAAAUAUAGAAGGAGAAUAAAUGCUGUCACAGGAGUUCUGACAAAAGAUAAGACAAGUCAAUCGCCUCAGAAAGAGGAACCGUGGAGGAGGAGAGGUAUGCCUUCCAGGUUGAAUCGAUUCCGCACAGUUCCCAGAGCAUUCUGGCCAUACUGGGUUUAUCAGAUGCAAGAUUCUUUUUCUCUAGCUCAAAAGGCUGCAGGUAUGUGGAAGCAGGUAGUUGGGGCACCAAAUAUGGAUGGUUUUGUUAGAAAGCCGGAUACUUUGUCGUUUUAUAUUGCCAGUAAAAUUCCUAUUUCGGAGGCUACGAGACAAGAAUUACUGGAAAUUAAUGGAGUCUCAUAUAGACUACGCCGGGAAAUUGAAUUACUUGAAAGUUUUGAUCGUGUGAGGUGUAAAAAUUGUCAGACCGAAAUUGCCAGGCGAAGUGAUAUGCUGGUGAUGUCUAACGAAGGCCCCCUUGGUGCAUAUGUUAACCCUAGUGGCUUCGUGCAUGAGAUAAUGACUCUUUACAAAGCCAAUGGUUUGGCACUGAUUGGCCGGCCUAGAAAGGAGUUCAGCUGGUUUCCAGGAUAUGCGUGGACUAUUGUCAACUGUGUUACCUGUGAGAGGCACAUGGGGUGGCUUUUUACUGCAACAAACAAGAAGUUGAAGCCUAAAUCUUUCUGGGGAGUUCGAAGUUCUCAGGUUUCUGAUGACAUGCGAUAAGGAUUUCUUAGCCGACUCCCGAACCUCCUUUACGUGUUCUGCUAGUAAACCGGUCACAUAUCGAUGCUGUAGUCUUGUCAAUGAGAGCGGCCGUAUGUGUCUAUACGAACAAGUGAAACUGUAUAAUGUGUAGUUCGUUUAAUUUUUUUCGUAUAACCAACAAGGCUCCUCUGGGACAGUUGGUUGUAUAGGAUAUCUCUCUUGUAAUCUGUGUAUGUUUGUAAAAAUUCAACAAUAUAUGGCUUGACUGGUUUUCAUAAA
This is a messenger RNA of Amaranthus tricolor (Joseph's coat), 4638 nucleotides long. RefSeq lists its product as uncharacterized. The record is from RefSeq and is a predicted model, not a curated record. Gene Ontology annotation, cellular component: Cul4A-RING E3 ubiquitin ligase complex. Gene Ontology annotation, biological process: protein ubiquitination. The transcript has 11 exons. NCBI's taxonomy places the organism in Eukaryota, Viridiplantae, Streptophyta, Magnoliopsida, Caryophyllales, Amaranthaceae. The coding region runs from base 2893 to 4377 and encodes 494 amino acids.